Centruroides sculpturatus (bark scorpion) is the source of this 3279-nucleotide messenger RNA. Its product is annotated as AP-4 complex subunit beta-1-like. NCBI's taxonomy places the organism in Eukaryota, Metazoa, Arthropoda, Arachnida, Scorpiones, Buthidae. The record is from RefSeq and is a predicted model, not a curated record. The transcript is spliced from 4 exons. Gene Ontology annotation, molecular function: clathrin binding. Bases 389 to 2029 code for a protein of 546 amino acids. Gene Ontology annotation, biological process: vesicle-mediated transport; intracellular protein transport. Gene Ontology annotation, cellular component: membrane coat.
AAAAUCUCUGCCCUGUGGACACUAAGAGGGCCUCUUUUAACAAGCCCAUUAUGGGUUUGGCCAGGCCCACAAUGGAGUGAAGGACGGAGCACGACAUAUCAGUACGGACCCCCCCGCCGACGUUAUUACAUAAUCAAAGUUUUGCUAGUGUCACGUCAAUAAAUAAAACACUUAAAAUUGAAAAUAAUAAUUUAAAGACUUAGUUUUAAAACUGAUAAGGAAGUAUAUAAAAAUGAAAUUAGUUUAAAAAAUAAAAAAUUGUUUCUUGAUAUUUUUACCAGCAGGGGGCGUAGAUAGUCGUAAAGAUGGAGGGAGUGUUGAGGAUUUUGUGUUGCUUCUCUUACAUAUAAUGUAAUGUAAAAAUUUUCUAUGCAUAGCUUGAUUAUUUAUGAAAUUAAAAAUGAAUCGAGAAUUAAAAGAGUUGUCUUCCUUAAUAACAAGAUGUUCUGUAUCAGAAAGCAUAUCAACCAGGACAGCUGCAUUAAAGAUUCUCCAACUAAUGUCGAAGGAUGUGGAUUUAAGUCCCAUUGCUGGAAACAUUACCAAAUUAUUGGCUUCUUCUGAUAUAUUUGUCAAAAAAGUAGUGUGUACUUUCAUUGAUAGGUAUUCAGAUAGAGUCGAUGGUUUAAAUUUGUUAGUGACAAAUACUCUAAUCAAAGAUUUGAAAGAUGCAAAUCCAUUAUUUAGAGGUGUUGCUUUAAAGACAUUAUUCAGAGUUCCAAACUUAACAGAGCAAGAAGAAAUACUAUUGCUAUCAGCACUAAAAGAUUCCAGCUCAUAUGUGAGAAGAGUAGCAGUUAUGUCUUGUUGUCAGUAUAUUAAAAAUUCUUCAGAAAAUUUUAAUUCAGAACUUAUUCAUAAUCUGUAUGAAAUGAUCCGUGAUCCUGAUCCUGGAGUUGUAGUUAAUUGUCUAACAUCUCUGGAUGAAAUUCUUAGUUCUGAAGGAGGAGUAGUUAUUAACUACAAUAUUGUUCACUAUCUACUUUCUAGAAUUUUAUCAUUUCAUGAAUGGGGUAUAUCAACAGUACUUCACUUCGUACAAAAAUAUGUCCCUCAAAAAGAAGAAGAACUAUUUGAAAUUUUGAAUUCUUUAGAUGAUUAUUUAACACAUACUAAUUCACUUAUUGUCAUACAAACACUUCAAAUAUUUCUUUCGUUAUGUAAUAAUAAUUUUCCUCAUUUAUUGAAAGAAGCCUUGAAUUGUGUGUUUCCUAAAAUCCAAUCCAAUUUGGUAUCAUCUAAUAAUGAAUUAGUUUAUUCAACUCUAAUUCUUGUAGAACAAUAUAUUGUUUAUAGCAAAGAGUUAUUUUGCUCAAAUUAUAAAUUGUUUUUUUGUCAUUUUUCUGAUUCUAUGAUUGUGAAAGUAAAAAAACUCUGCAUUUUACCACUUCUGACAACUUCAACCAACAUAUCUGACAUAUCUGAAGAAUUAAUUACUUAUUGUACAAAUAACUCUCCUGGAAUAUACAAAGCUGCUAUAAAGAGUAUAGUACAAAUUGCAAAUUUGUUUCCUACAAAUUUACAAAAUUUAAAGACACUUAUCACAUUAAUAGAUUUACAGUGUGAAUCGCUUACAGUUGAAAUAUUGAAUGCAUUCUCUUUAUUAAAUUUACAUCAAGAUGAAGAAAUUAAAUCUCUCUUAUUGGCCGCUAUUUCAAAGUAUUAUAAACAGAUCAAUGAAACUUCAGGGAAAUGUGCCAUACUGCAAUUAUUAGGCUACUACGGACAGACAACAAUGCACACUCCUUACAUUUUGGAAUCCAUGAUGGAAACAGUUGAAGAGGAGGAAGAUGCUAUUGUCAAAAUGACUCUUCUGACUACAACAAUUAGAAUGUUUUUGCACAGACCUGCUGAGAUGCAGGAGAUUUUAGGAUUUUUGUUAGAAAAAUGCAGUAACGAUAAACAUCCUUGCAUCAGUGAUCAAGCUCAGUUCUAUUAUCAUCUCCUGCAUGAUAUUCCUCUAGCAAAAAAAAUAAUUUUAGGAGAAAUGGAGAAUGACAAAAACUCAAUUAUGAAACUGAACAAGUGAAAUACCUAACUUUAUCUUUUUUAUACAACAAUCAAAUUUUUAUUGAUUUAAAUUAUUUAAAAUUAACUAGUCUAGAUGAAGAAAUAAUUUUCACUGUGAUAUAUUGUUCUAAACAAAUGGAAAUAAGUGUAUUAAGACUAAAUUGUUAUCAUCAAUUAAGUAGAAAUUUUAUAUGAAUUUUAUAAAAACUAAUAAUUUUGUAUACUUAAUCAUUUAUUGUUGUUUUAGUUAUAAAAUAACUGUGUAAAUUAUUGUUAAAAGAAAGAAUAAUUUUCUUUGUAUUUAUUGUUUUUCUAGAAGUGCUUUGAGCAUUAAUCCUCAUAUUUAAUUGCUGAAUUGAAGCAAGCAAAAGAUUAUUAAAUUUGAAGUUCUCAAAUUGAGAAGAAACUGAUUUAAUAUUUUCAUUAAAUUCUAAUACCAAAAAGUAUCGGUGUUAUAUUUAUUUUGUAAUGAGUCUACUGUGAUGAAUAUUUGUCUUUUGUUGUGUUUAAUAUUUUAAAAAUUGUUUUCUCUCCCCAAGUGUUUAAUUGAAAAUAUAAUGAAGAUAUCUUGAAAAUAUUUAUAUAAUUUUUAAAAUAUUUUUUUCUAUUGUUAACUCAUAUUUUCAUCAGCAAGUCAAUUAUUAUUACAGUAUUAUUUCUUUGGAAAUACCGAAAUUUUCUAUCCAUUGAAACACUCAAAAUUUCAUACUUUGUAGUAAAUAAAAUAUUUCAGUUUUAAAUAUUAAGAAAGUGUAUACUGUUGCUUCACUUUUUGUGUUUUCAUUAAGUGUAUCAAGGAAAGUAAAAUGAGCUUUAGUUCACUUUAUAAAAUGUGAAUUAGAAAUAAUAAUGUUAUAUUUGUAUAAUUUUAAGUUUUUUUAUUCAUAUUUAUGUGGUACACAAGUAAAUUUGCACAGUAGUUGUGAACUCAAGAUUUAAUCUUGGAAUGAGUCGAGUUGAAUGGAUAAAAAAAUUUUUAAUGUGAUUUCAAUAAAAUUGCUACCUUACGUGUUAGCAAAUUCAUAAGUAAUAUACAAAUAGAACACACGAUACAAUAUAAAUAAGUAAACUUUAAUUAGAAAAAUAUUUUUGGAAAAUUUACUAGUGUUUCUUUUAUUCUGGAGUGCCAGGGACCACUCCCCUGGGUACACCACUGAUGCCACACAUCUACAUUCUGAAGCUAAAUUUGUCUCAUAAGCACAGGAAAGGUCUUUGCUAGUAAACAUACCUUUGGUACAUUAACUAGAGAAGGUUUGUUUAUAUUUUCAC